Messenger RNA from Phyllotreta striolata, 4146 nucleotides. NCBI's taxonomy places the organism in Eukaryota, Metazoa, Arthropoda, Insecta, Coleoptera, Chrysomelidae. The record is from the annotation of a GenBank genome assembly.
GUGUGAACGUGUGUGAGCCUCCCCCGCUUCCCCCCACGACGGCGCUGAGCGGAGCAAACUGCACCGAACCGCUCCGAGCAGACACGGAUCAGUUGCUCAGUUCCCUGACGACAGCGGUAAGGUGACGGUCUGCGAGGGACCAUCGUGUCACAGUUACCCCGCGUAAAAGGACCGUUUUCGUCCCAUCGGAGGAGAUCAUUUUCGGUGGGUGCGCGCCUGUUGCUCGGUCGGUUAUCCGGCGAGGUUUCCGAACGCGUUCGCAUAUACACGAAUUAUUAUUUACCCGUGUGGUUUUACGUAACUCGAUUUUAUUUCUUUUUUUUUGUGUGCGAUACACGCCGUAAUAUAAAUAUAGAUGUGCCGAUGUUUUCGUGAGCUGGAUAUACCCGUUUGUUGGAUUUGUGUUUUCGGGAGUCGCAACGCUGCAUACACGAUCGGUAAAUAAAUCACCUUUGAUUCUACUCGUGGUGUUAGUGAUUCGAGUGAUGAUGAAUAGACGAUGUCCGUGAAUCUGCGAUGGAUCGCAGGAGAGCGCAAAGGCGUCACGAUGAAAAUGGUCCCGGGUCCUCUUCCUUCGAUACCGACGAGCACAAUGGAUAGACUCGGUCUGCCUCUACCGUUCAACACGGACCUCUUAUGGCGCUACCCGUUGGGCUUCCCGUCAGUCUCGCACCACAACCCGCCGUCCUCGCCCCUUCUCGACUACAAAAGCCAACUACCCGCCUCGCUGCCUUCGGAUCCGCGCGUCUGGAACCGCGACGACGUCGCCUCCUUCCUGCAAUGGGCCGAGCGCGAAUUCGACAUCCAGCCCAUCGACCACGACAUGUUCCAGAUGAACGGCAAGGCCAUGUGCCUGUUGACGCGCACCGAUCUCGCCGAGCGCGCCCCCGGCUCCGGCGACGUCCUCCACAACGUGCUGCAGAUCCUCGUGCGCGAGGCCAACAACCUGCAGCGCAUGCUGCCCAACAGCCCGGUGACGCCGACGUCGCGCCAUCCGUACCCGCUGUCGCCGCACUCGCACCCGCCGACGCCCAAUUGGGGCGGCGUGCACGCCGACGCGACGCCCCACGGCGCCGUCUCCAUAGCGGCCAUCAUGGCGCAGAGCAAUUCGACGACGUUGAGCCCGGCGCCGUCGGUCGACAGCCAGGCGAGCAGCCCCAAGCACGCCGACAACCAGGCCUUCGGCCAUUCGAUAUUCAGCAACGGCAGCGGCUCGAAUCCCAGCGAUUCCGACGAGGACGGGGAUAAUAAGAAGUGCUACGGGGGCAGCCCGCCCAACACGCCGACCGCCACCGCCUACUCGUUCAUGUCCCAGAUGCCAUACUUUCCGCCGAGGAGUCCCAAGGAGCCCGUGCUCAACCCGGCGGCUUUCAAGAACUCUUCCCAGAGGGAGUUCUUCCCCAACGAUCCGUCCGAACCCAAUACCAACGGUCGGUUACUGUGGGACUUCCUGCAGCAGCUCCUCAACGAUCCGGCCCAACGGUAUACCAGCUACAUAGCGUGGAAGAACCGGGAAACGGGCGUCUUCAAGAUCGUGGAUCCGCCGGGAUUGGCCAAAUUGUGGGGCAUCCAGAAGAACCAUCUGUCGAUGAACUACGAUAAGAUGUCGAGGGCCUUGAGAUAUUAUUAUAGAGUUAACAUACUUAGGAAAGUCCAAGGGGAAAGGCAUUGUUACCAGUUUCUCAGGAACCCCACGGAGCUGAAGAACAUGAAGAACAUCACGCUGCGCCAACAGCUGUCGCCGACGACGGUGAAGCCGCCGUCGGGCAAGCCGGACGGGCUGGGGCCGGUGAAAUCGGAGCCGGCGGAGGCGCCGGAGGAGCCGGCGCCGGGACGGCCGGGCGUCGACUACGACGACAAGCCGACGGACCUGAGCAUGGACGGGCCCACCGACCUGAGCAGCGGCGCCCGGCAUAUCAACAUCGUGUGUUCGCCCGAUCCGCCGCUCGGCGGGCCCCACCACUAGCCCGAUGGGAUUCUAAUCGGUCGAGGAUUUUAAUGUUUUUUUUGGUGCCAAUUGAGAAGUUUACGUGCAAAUAGUGAUUUAGGUUGGUCGGGGUGCGACUGUACGCGGGUCACCGGGUUGUUAGAAUCAAAUACAUCGGUGUAUACAGGGCGUCCCUGUAAUUUAUACAUUUUUUUUUACCCGGUCGCUCGCGCCUCGCCUCUAAAAAUCUGUAAAUAGCUUCAUAUAGUUACGAUUAUUAUUAUUAUUAUUUUUGUUCAAGUUGGCAGAGCAGUGCAAUUCGUAUUAUUAUACAGCGAUUCAUGUGCCAAAAGUUUAAUUUAUUAUUUUUGGGACACGCAGACAAAUUUUACUUAGUUGUUAGAGGAUUAUGCGUUAAUAUGGGAAGCUUUGUGUUUGAUUAUUCCGCGGAUUUUCGACGUGUUUAUUUCGAUUUGGAGGAGUUUUAGCGACCGUAAUUGAACGCAAAUCCCCGUCGAAUGUGUUGCUCAAUUAGAUAAAAUGGUUUAGUUUGCGUGCUAGUUCGAUCACGGCGGGUUCGUUUCUGGCGGUGUUUGUGGAAAAUGGAUGUUCCAUUUUCCCCAGCUUUGGCCUCGGCGAAUCUUCGAUGUGCAAUAAAUGAGUUUCAAACAGAUAGAAAUUUUGCAAUAACCACUCGGUCGUUAAGGAGGCAGCUUUAAUUUUUAUUUUUCCAAUUUUUUUUAAGGAAAUUCUAAGUGAUAAUUGUUGACAAUAUCUACGCGGAAACGCGUUUUAGCCUUGAGUUGUUCGAAGACUUCGAAGCGCAGAAAAGAAAUAAAAUACCCACAUUCCAAUUAUUGUGGCUAUUGCCUUAGUUUUUAACUUUUAUAAUGUAAUAAACGAAGAUAAUAAAUAAAGUAGCUGAAUUUUCCAGCUCCACUUCUGUGAUCUCUAAAGAAAAAAAUUGACUCAAAUUGUGUGAUGAUGAUAAUAGGUAUAUUUAUAUACUUGCAUAUUAUAUAUACAUUUGAAAAAUUAUACAUACAGGGUGGAAUGAAUUGUGUAUAAAAAAAGAGCAUCAUAUUUUCUAUAUCAAUCGAUGAAUCGAAAUUUUUCGAAAUGUAAUUUAAUAGACAAAGUAACUAGGGUAUUCAUUUUUGUUAUAACUACCUUGUAUAUUUGUAUACAUAUAUUUUAUAAUUACAAAUGAGGAUUAUAUAGUUUACUCUCGAUUUCUAAUUGUUAAUGAUUUCAAAAAAAAAUAGAACCAUACUCUUUAAGAAACCCGUCUAAUUUUUCUUACCUUAUUCAUUACGCCUAAAUCAAGUAACUGAUAACAAAGUGUAUUAGACUUUAAAUAAGAUUUAUCACAUAAUUUACACCAAAAACUAACAAUACAAAAAAAAUUAACCUCUCAUUUCAAUCAACCUAAUUAAUGUGUGGUGUACUUUGGCGGUUCGAGAAUCUAAAACAAACUUCUUAAUACCCUUCGUACUCGUAUAAAAUGAAGAAAUUCAAACUUACGUGAAACCUGCACACCAAAUCUUCGUUUAUGGACAUCAAAGCACCAGCAUUAUCGAACGUACCGCAAUAAUUCGGUGCCGAAAAUAUCGUAAUCAGUUUCCUUUGAGCGAAAAACUCGUAACCGUCUUCCACCACCUGCGAAAUUGAAAUUUUAGCUGUAUUGGGAUAGGUGUCUCGAGGCUUACCUGGUGUCCCCUGCAUAUCAAAUCGAAAUCGUGCUUCCUCAGGAACUUGGUGAUCACAUCGGGGCCGAACGAAAACGAGACGCCCCUGUCGUUCUGAGUCCAGCCGGGCUCCUGACUGGGGUCUGACCACAGCAAAUCGCACAAAAGACCUGUUUUCACAACCAAGAAAGAUGUAUUUUCAAAAGUUUGUUUACAACGCAACUGUCUGAACUGUCACAACUUACAGCUGUCAGGACGAGAACGUCGUGGCUAAGAUUACAUUCACGUAAAACAUCAACACAAAUAUUCAGUAAAAAUUGCAUUACGUUGCACUAAUCGAUAGAUUUUAUUUACCUUCGAUGGGCACGUCGAUAGGCCGUUGUAUGCUCUGAAUUUGGGCUAUGUGCAGCAGGUCCGGACUCAAACCGCCGUGGCAACAGAAGAUUUUGUCGUCUAUUAUUGCUGCUACAGGUAGGGUGUUGAAAACGUCGCAAAAUAAUUUGAAGAUCUUGGUGGUGUAUCUUCUCUUAC